Messenger RNA from Astyanax mexicanus (Mexican tetra), 4141 nucleotides. It is a transcript of the gene rc3h2, whose product is annotated as ring finger and CCCH-type domains 2. The coding region runs from base 396 to 3575 and encodes 1059 amino acids. Gene Ontology annotation, molecular function: metal ion binding. Lineage: Eukaryota; Metazoa; Chordata; Actinopteri; Characiformes; Acestrorhamphidae. The record is from RefSeq and is a predicted model, not a curated record. The transcript is spliced from 19 exons.
CUGUCCGUCACCACAAUACAUUAUUGUGCUCUAAAACUAGGUGUUUCAGUUUAAUUGUUCAACCCCUGUAUAUAUAUAUUUUUUUCUCUCUUUAUCCUGGUUAAUGUUCCUCUGUCAGCCUAUAGGGGUCAGUAUGGAGCCCUGCACUCAGCCCCACUCUAACCCAGAAGAAGCAGCUGGCCUUUAGUUAGUGAGCACGCUGGGGUCACAUGUGUGUAAGAGUGGAUAAGAGAGUGUGAAAGUGAGUGUGAGUGGGUGAAUCCUCCUGAUGUUAAUUUUAGCAGCAGCGGGGAUAAACAUGCGUGUGUCCGGUGUUGCGGGUCUGCGGUGCGGCGGCGUGACGGCAUGUGCGCGGCCCCGAGGUGCAGGGUACAUCGCCCCCUGUAGGUGACAGGAUGCCCGUGCAGGCAGCUCAGUGGACAGAGUUCCUGUCCUGCCCGAUCUGCUAUAAUGAAUUCGACGCCAGUAACCACAAGCCCAUCAGCCUGGGCUGCUCCCACACCGUCUGCAAGACCUGCCUGCACAAACUCCACCGCAAGGCCUGCCCCUUCGACCAGACCUCCAUCAGCACCGACAUCGACCUGCUGCCCGUCAACUGUGCCCUGCUGCUGCUUGUGGGAGCUCAGGUUCCUGAAGGUCAGAGUGUGUGUGUGGGCAGCUCUGAGGACACAGAGCAUUAUGAUGUGUGUAGAACGUGUGUGGAGGAGCUGGCUCUCUACCUCAAACCUAUUAGCGGAGGAAAAGGUGUGGUGAGUCUGAGUCCAAGCACGCUCAGUAGGCCGAUGCAGAGGAAGCUGGUGACGCUGGUGAACUGUCAGCUGGUGGAGGAGGAGGGCCGGACGCGGGCGGUGAGGGCGGCUCGGUCUCUAGGGGAGAGAACAGUCACCGAGCUCAUCCUGCAGCACCAGAACCCCACGCAGCUCUCCGCCAACCUGUGGGCUGCAGUCAGGGCUCGCGGCUGCCAGUUUCUUGGACCUGCAAUGCAGGAGGAUGCUCUGAAGCUGGUGCUGCUGGCGCUGGAGGACGGCUCCGCCCUCUCCCGGAAGGUUCUGGUUCUGUUCGUGGUUCAGAAGUUGGAAGCUCGCUUCCCACAAGCUUCCAAAACCAGCAUCGGCCACGUGGUUCAGCUCCUGUACCGUGCCUCCUGCUUUAAGGUAACGAAGCGUGAUGAAGACUCCUCUCUGAUGCAGCUGAAGGAGGAGUUCCGGACAUACGAGGCUUUGCGGCGUGAGCACGACGCUCAGAUUGUUCACAUUGCCAUGGAGGCGGGGCUUCGGAUCUCUCCAGAGCAGUGGUCCUCUCUGCUGUACGGAGACCUUGUCCACAAGUCCCACAUGCAGUCAAUCAUAGACAAGCUCCAGUCCCCAGAAUCCUUUGCGAAAAGUGUCCAGGAGCUGACCAUAGUCCUGCAGAGAACCGGUGAUCCAGCGAACCUCAACAGCUUACGGGCUCCCUUGGAGCUGCUGGCUGCUCUUGACCAUAACCCAGAUGCAGCCGCCCCCUCCUGGGAGGAGCUGGAGAAUGUGAUGUUGGGGGUGAAAGUUGUGGUCCACGGCCUGGUAGAAUUCAUCCAAAACUUCAGCAAAAAGAGUCACGAAGCAUUUCAGUCUCAGCCCAACAGCAAGUAUAAGACCAGCAUGUGCAGAGACCUCCGUCAGCAGGGCAGCUGCCCACGCGGUGCCAACUGCACCUUCGCCCACACCCAAGACGAGCUGGAGAAGUACAGGAUGAGGAAUAAGAAGGUGGUAGGAGGAGCGAGACCGUCUCCGGUGCCGCAGGUCUCUGUGUUGCUGAACUCCGGCUCGGUUAAUCCUUCGCUGUGCUCUGUGGACGGGGUUCCAGUGUGUCUCCAGAACCUGGAGUCUGAGGAACCCUGUUCAGAGGAGUCGUCUCCCACUCGCCUCGUCCCCAGAGGAGGAGAACCGGAGCACGAGGACGGGCUGCUGAACCGUCCCAAUGGGGCCAGCGGACUUCCUGCUGCCAGCCAAGACCAGAAAACUGCUUCUCCUCCAAAGACUCCAGCAAGUCCAAAUCAGACCCCGGUGGUUCUGGGGCCACAUCCUGCUGCAGCUCCUGCAGAGAGCGAGGCAGCUCCGCCCAAACGGGUCCAGUUCCCGCACAGAGCUCAUCCUGAAGUUUACUUCCCCGACCAGCGCAGCCCAUACGACCUGCCACCUUGCCCUGCUUCCAGUAAUUACUACUCUUCCAUGGUAAAUCCCCACAAAUCCUGCAUGACCCGCUUUUCUCGCUCAAGUCCUGCCUUUGACUCAUCGGCCCCGCCCCCUCUGGCUCCACCCUAUCUGGAACCGCCCCCUUCCAUCCCGUCCAGGGACCGAUUGGGCCCCAGCCACUUUCCUCCAGCGUACAGCCCCAUACACCACCCCCACCCUCACGCUCACGGGGUCUACGCCCCGGUUUACGACAGCCGGCGGGUCUGGAGGCCUCAGCUGUACCACCGGCAGGACGGCAGGAGUAACUCCCUCCCUCCUGAAGUCCUGCACUCCUCCAUCUACCAGCCUCCUCUCAGAGAGCGCUUCAACUCUCUUGACAGCCCGUACUGCAGCGCCGCCGACCGCAGAGCUGCACUGCACAGGGAAUCGUAUGGGCGUGCAGCGCUCGGCUGUGAGGAUUUCUACAGACUGAAACAGGAGCAGUGGACUCAUCAGCACAGCAACCACAACAGAGCACAGCCUUCACCUGUGUGCACUGUGGAUCUCUGCCCAGAGCAUGUGGAGAGCGGGGGGUGUGUGAGCUGUAAGUGUGGGGGUGGAGAGGUGUCCCGGUACACUCCCUGGUCCCGGGGCUCAGUCGGGCCCUUUGACUCGGAGCCGAUUGGCUCCGCCCACUCCUGUUCCCAACAUGCUGUAAGUCAUGAAGUGGAGGGAGCAGGAAAGCACUGGCUGCACAUUUUUGAGCCGUACCGGCGGGUGAAGGAGGAGGACCCCAUAAUCCCGUUUGGAGAGGGACCCAUUAUCUCUAAAUGGGGCGCUAUUUCCAGAGCUUCUCGCACCGAAUACCACACCACUGAACCGGUCCAGGCCACGGCGGCUCAGAGCAGAACCAGCACCACUCCCAUCAACUUCAGAGAUUAUGGCUCUCACAUGGAGCAGGGCGAGUGCCGAUGGGGUCCAUGCGGUUUUGACUCCAGCCGCUCCAGUUUCCUAGAAAGUGAGCGCAGGCGCAGCUCCUUCAGCAGCGCGGCUAAGAGAGGAGUGGAGCUGCUGGUGCGAGAUGGUACUGAGAGUGAACCGGACCGAGACAUCGAGCUGGAGCUUUCUGCUCUGGAUCUAGAGGAGCCAGAACCACCGGAGCACCAGCCAGAGGUAUCUCUGGAGGUCCGGUCUGGGACUCACCUUUCCAGUGUGUUCAGUGAUCCGGCAGCGAGCUCACAACCUAACCCGCAGUUACCUGACCACAUGCUGGACUCCCAUUUGUUGAAGAAAAUGGCUUUCAGGAAGUCGCUCUGCUCUGGGGGUCUAAAUGGUGGAAAUCUGGUAAUGAAAUCUAGCUCAGUGCGGCUCAGCGACCCUACGGGAGGCAGCCCAGGCCAGGAGAUGCUUCUUAACGGGAGAUGAGAGAACGUACAGAUCCCAUCUGGAUCAAAUCUUCAUGCCAAAAGGCCACUGUAAUCAUUAGAUCCUAAUUAUGUUUAUUCUUUUUAUUUUUUAUUUUAUUAUUUUUUUUCUUCAAAAAGAUAUUAACACACCAUCCGAAUGUCCUCCAGCAAACACAAUCUUUAUGUAUGUAUGUAUUAAGCUCACAUUUAGCCUAUAGAUGUUCAGGGAAAGAGCCUACCGUAUUUUUCGGACUAUAAGGCGCACUUAAAAACUUUUAAUUUUCACAAAAAUUGACAGUGCGUCUUAUAAUACGGUGCGCCUUUUGUAUGGAUUUUACUCGUCAGGUUGUAAGGAGCAGUAAACACACACUCCGUGCAGCGUUAGAGAGUUUCAGUGCUAUACAGAGUCCAGAGCCGUGCAGCUCCGAGGCUGAGCAGCAAUAGCAUUAGCUAGAUGCUAACCGCUAAGCUAGCUAGCUUAUUCACUGAGAUCAGUAUUAUCUAAAUUUUACUCGUCAGGUUGUAAGGAGCAGUAAACACACACUCCGUGCAGCGUUAUACAGAGUUUCAGUGCUAUACAGAGUC